CUGAUGUGCGGUCUUUUUCUUCAUACCUGCAAUGGAUGUUACGCCUGGAUUUGCAUUCUUUAUUAUUUUACUGCAUUUAAUUCCUGUGAAUGGGCUUUAUAUCUCCAAUGGCAUAGAGUCUCUGCAGCAUGUCCUGAGGGAGUAUGGCGUUGUUAAGCCUGUGAACACUGAUUCAGUGGGCCGGUUCCUCUCAGGCGCUGUCUCUGCACCUCAACUGGACAGCCAGCACCAGCAGGCCCACAGACGCUGGAAAAGAGAGGCUGUAGCCGCCUCAGACCCCAGCCAUGGAGACCUGGAGGAAGGAGAGGGUACAGCCAGGCACAGGGAGACACUCUUCUACAAUGUCACUGUGUUCGGCCAGGAGCUCCACCUGCGCCUGCACCUCAACUCCAGGCUGGUAGUCCCCGGAGCUAAGGUGGAGUGGCACGAGGAGGGCAGCGAGACCACCUAUGAGCCUCUACGGGACAGCGACUGCUUUUAUGUAGGAGAGGUCACCAACGUCAGGGACACAUCCGUCGCUAUCAGCAACUGUGAUGGCCUGGCAGGAAUGAUCCGUACGGGGAAGGAGCAGUUCUUCAUCGAGCCCCUGGUGCGUGGAGGGGGCCUGAUGGUAGAGGAGGAGGAGAGAGGAGACGGACGACAUCACAUUGUUUAUCGCUCCUCUGCCAUUAAGAGGCCCACUGUCAAUCAAACAGCAGACUCUCACCCCCGAGGGUCAGUCAUAGGCGAUCUGAUGGACCUGCAGGCCCUGUCCAGAGGAGUGCAGCAGCAGCACAACCGGAUCUGGAACAGGACCAGGCAGGCUCGAGCCCGUCGCCAGGCCAACGAGGAACACCAGCUGUUCAACAUCGAGGUCCUACUCGGGGUGGACUCCUCUGUGGUCCACUUCCAUGGCAGAGAGCACAUCCAGAAGUACCUCCUCACCCUCAUGAACAUAGUGAAUGAGAUUUACCAGGAUCGUACCCUGGGUGCUCACAUCAACGUGGUUCUGGUCCGUAUCAUCAUGCUGUGUCCUGCCAAGUCUAUGAGUCUGAUAGAGCUGGGCAACCCGUCUCAGAGUUUAGAGAACAUAUGUCGCUGGGCCUUCCUGCAGCAGAAGGAAGACAGGAGUGAUCCAGAGUAUCAUGACCAUGCCAUCUUCCUCACCCGACAGGAGUUUGGUCCCUCCGGCAUGCAAGGUUACGCUCCUGUAACGGGUAUGUGCCACCCAGUGCGGAGCUGCACUCUCAACCACGAGGAUGGCUUCUCCUCUGCAUUCGUCGUGGCACAUGAGACUGGACAUGUGCUGGGUAUGGAGCAUGAUGGCCCCCCUGGUAAUGAAUGUGGCGACGAGGUGCCCAUGGGCAGCAUCAUGGCCCCUCUGGUGCAGGCUGCCUUCCAUCGCUUCCACUGGUCCCGAUGCAGCCAGGCGGAGCUCAGCAAGUACCUGAACUCCUAUGACUGUCUCCGUGACGACCCCUUUGACCAUGACUGGCCGGCGUUGCCACAGUUACCAGGGAUCCACUACUCCAUGGACGAGCAGUGUCGAUUUGACUUUGGCGCCGGCUACAUCAUGUGCACAGCAUACAGCACCUAUGACCCCUGCAAGCAGCUCUGGUGCAGUCACCCAGACAACCCAUUCUUCUGCAAAACCAAGAAGGGUCCGCCCAUCGACGGCACUAAGUGUUCACCGGGGAUGCACUGCUUCAAAGGUUACUGCAUCAAGUUGACUCCAGACAUUCUAAGGCAGGAUGGUGGUUGGGGCACGUGGAGUAGCUUUGGCUCCUGCUCUCGCACCUGUGGGGGUGGUGUGCGCUUCCGGACCCGUCAGUGUGACAACCCAACCCCUGCCAAUGGAGGACGCACCUGCUAUGGCAACAGCUAUGAAUUCCAGCUGUGCAACCUAGAGGAGUGCUCCGAGCCUUUCGCUGACUUCAGGGAGGAGCAGUGCAAGAUGUGGGACCCCUACUUUGAGUAUGACAACACCAAGCACCACUGGCUGCCCUAUGAGCAUCCUGACCCUGAUGAGAGAUGCCAACUCUACUGCAAGUCUAAGGAGACAGGAGACGUGGUGGCCAUGAACAGGAUGGUGCACGAUGGCACACGCUGCUCCUACAAAGACCCUUACAGUAUAUGUGUGCGGGGGGACUGUGAGCACGUUGGCUGUGAUAACCAGAUAGCCUCCGACACGCAGGAGGACAAAUGUGGGAUAUGCGGUGGAGACAACUCCAGCUGUAAGAUCAUCAAGGGCAACUUCACUAGAAGCGUUAAAAAACAAGGUUUCCUCAAGAUACUUGAAAUCCCCCGAGGGGCCAGGCAUCUGUUGAUCCAGGAGUUCAAGGGGACCCCUCACAUCCUAGCGGUGAAGAACCAGGCCACAGGUCAUCUGUUUCUGAAUAACGAGGAUGAGUUCCCGGAGUCCCGUAUGGUGAUAGAGAAGGGGGUGGAGUGGGAGUACCACAACGAUGACGACACGGAGACCGUCCAGACCACAGGACCUCUGGGAUAUGCUGUUCUGGUCAUGAUCCGUUCCCACGGUGACUCCAAAGUGACCCUCUCCUACAAAUACAUUCUGCACGAGAAGCUGCAGUCAUCCAUAGAGAGCAACCUGGUGCAGGAGGACACAGCCUACUUUGAAUGGGCUCUGAAAAAGUGGUCUCAGUGCUCUAAACCCUGUGGAGGAGGUAAGCAGUACACACGGUUUGGCUGCAGGAGAAAGUCCGAUGGGAAGAUGGUCCACCGCACUUACUGUGUGAACAUCGACAAUCUCAGAGCUAUCAGCAGGGAUUGUAACCAGAAAGAGUGCUCCCAGCCAGUUUGGAUCACUGGGGACUGGGAGGAGUGCAGUUCAUCCUGUGGGAAGACUGGCUACCAGAGCCGCUCUGUACGCUGUCAGCAGCCCCUCUCUGGAGGUGGCCAACGUUCCAUCCACAGCAAGUACUGUAAUGAUGACAGGCCAGAGGGACGACGACCCUGCAACCGCCAGCUCUGCCCUGCCCAGUGGAGAGUUGGACCCUGGUCCCAGUGUUCGGUGACGUGCAGCAAUGGGAGCCAGGAGCGCCAGGUUCUGUGUAGCACUCCUGAUAACUCAGUUGGACUCUGCAUGGAGACCAAACCCAUUACACUCAGGACCUGCCAGCUCGUCCCCUGCACAGGUGACGGAAACAAAGUUUUGAUCCAGUGGCUGUCACGGUCCAACCCAGAGUUUCCUGUACCCAAGAUCUCCUCAAGGCAGUGUAAGGGGGAUAGGUCAGCGUUCUGUCGUAUGGAGGUGCUGAGCAGGUACUGCACCAACACGGGGUACAGACAGAUGUGCUGCAAGUCCUGCACCGAGGGGAACUUCACCACUAUGGGCCAGAACCUCACCACUGGGCCCUGGAGGUACACCACACUACCCACCCCCACCAAUGGCACCUAUUCAACAACCCCGACAACAACCCAAAGACCCAAACCCACCGCUGGGAUAUAUAGCACUGACUUUGCUUAUGUCGAGCAUGAUGAUUAUGGGGAGUAUACAACCAAAACCGACGAACGCAGCACAACUAAAACAUAUAGGCCUACCACCACCCCUGGAUUAACCACGAGACAGCCCAGAAGAAUAACCACCUCCCUGGUUACUGCCAGAAGUACUAAACCUCCAACCACCACCACUGAGGAGACUACGGUUCCCAGAACCUCCGUCAUCACCGUCACUACCGCUGAACCCACCGCCAUCCCCACCAGUCAGGACCCAUCAACUCUCAGAACUACAAAUGUCCCCAAGUCCACCACAGCUUGGGUUGAUGUUAUUGAGAGGGAGUCCUGGACAACCCUGUUUCCAUCCACUUCCAGACCUAAAGGAGACAACAGACGGAAAACCAUUCCAACACAGCGUAGGGUCAUUGUGACACUCAUGCCCUCCACCAUAGCCCCCCACCAGACAGAGGAAAAGCGAGAAAACAACUCGGUGGACGUGCCAUAUAGGAUCGUUGGUGUAGACAAUGAGGUCUUUCAAAACCACUUUGUUCCUAGAAUACGGCCUCCAUUCCGAGAAACGACACGAAACAAGAGGAUACAAGAACUCCUAGCCGAGAAACAGAUGCAAGACUUACUUCUCAGACGAGCAAAAAGAAAACCAGGACCUUGAUAGUGAGUCAUUCAAGACAUCUUUGUUAGUGCUCUAUAUGGAAAUAUUUCUAUUGAACACCUGCAUAACCAUUUUGCUUUAUUGAAACCAGAGUGAAACCAGUUCAGAGACUUUCAGUCAUGUAGAAAUUAAAACUUGCUUGAAGAUUGGAAUUUGGCCUGCUUUGCUUUUUGUAUCCAAUGAGGAACGGGAACAGCAAUGGACAAAACAGACAAAAUACGGAGAAAUGAACUCUACAAUUACUAUUCUGUAAAUACAUUCUCUUGAGCGAUAAUUGCACAUUUGUACUUGCUGCUUGGCAAUGAAGAGAUUUAAUUGUCUUUUAUGCUUUGAUGUUAUUACAUAUCGUACUUUUUUAAAUAUUGUGAACAGUUUACAAUUUGGACCUUUGUAGCUCAGUUAGUAGAGCAUGGUGCUUGCAACAUCAGGAUAGUCGGUUUGAUUCCCAGGACCACCCGUAUACAGUAUAUAUAGGGGAGAGUAGAGUAUGUUGAAGCAUUUUUUACAUGCAGUAUCAAGGGAAAUAUACUGUAGUAUUCUUUCUACAAUGAUAUCUACAGAGUUGGGGUGGCAGGGUAGCCUAGUGGUUAGAGAGUUGGACUAGUAACCAGAAGGUUGCAAGUUCAAACCCCUGAGCUGACAAGGUACAAAUCUGUCCUUCUGCCCCUGAACAGGCAGUUAACCCACUGUUCCUAGGCUGUCAUUGAAAAUAAGAAUUUGUUCUUAACUGACUUGCCCAGUUAAAUAAAGGUAGAAUUUAUUUGUUGUUGUUUAUCCCUGGACAUAAUCAGAAUUAAUGUAAACAUAAUGGUUUUGAAAACAUAACAUUAGUGGUACUGUAUCUUGGCACAACUUACGCCAGGAAUGGGAUAAGUUGAGCAUAGAGACAGGGUAAAUUGAGCAUAGGGACAGGGUAAGUAGAGCAUAGGGACAGGGUAAGUUGAGCAUAGGGACAGGGUAAGUAGAGCAUAGGGACAGGGUAAGUAGAGCAUAGGGACAGGGUAAGUUGAGCAUAGGGACAGGGUAAGUAGAGCAUAGGGACAGGGUAAGUAGAGCAUAGGGACAGGGUAAGUAGAGCAUAGGGACAGGGUAAAUUGAGCAUAGGGACAGGGUAAGUUGAGCAUAGGGACAGGGUAAGUAGAGCAUAGGGACAGGGUAAGUUGAGCAUAG
Molecule: messenger RNA, 5275 nt
Organism: Oncorhynchus masou masou (cherry salmon)
Lineage: Eukaryota; Metazoa; Chordata; Actinopteri; Salmoniformes; Salmonidae
Product: A disintegrin and metalloproteinase with thrombospondin motifs 2-like
Exons: 22
Coding region: 32-4105 (1357 amino acids)
Biological process (GO): extracellular matrix organization; proteolysis
Cellular component (GO): extracellular matrix
Molecular function (GO): metalloendopeptidase activity
Source: RefSeq, a predicted model, not a curated record